Molecule: messenger RNA, 1742 nt
Organism: Coccinella septempunctata (seven-spotted ladybird)
Lineage: Eukaryota; Metazoa; Arthropoda; Insecta; Coleoptera; Coccinellidae
Product: cathepsin L-like proteinase
Exons: 3
Coding region: 260-1291 (343 amino acids)
Cellular component (GO): lysosome
Molecular function (GO): cysteine-type endopeptidase activity
Source: RefSeq, a predicted model, not a curated record
AUACACAACCUGAUGAUUCCGGAAAAUUCAAUUCAUUCUCAAGAGAAGGAAGUAGCAAUUAGCACUGCAAAUUCUCAAUCAGGAAAAUCAGUAUUAACUACCUUAUUAAAUCUGGAUUGAAUAGAAAAACAUUUGUUAUCGUCUGAGCUUCGAGAUUACUUUCAGCGUGCAGUACUACAAAAUUGAAGUUUGAGGUAAAUUCCUUCAUGGAUUCAAAACGAGAAUAAUCCAUACAAUACUAGUAUAAUAACACAGUUCCAUGGAAAUUAAAGGAGCGGUAAUGAUUCAGUUGAGCUUAGUUUGUGCAUUCAGUGCGGUAUGUCUGGUUACUUGUUUUGACCAGGAUAAAAGUAUCAAUGUGAAGGAUAAAUGGGAACAAUUUCUGAGGGUACACAACAAGAAUUAUGACUACUCGGAGAAGAACAGACGCUACAAAAUAUUCCAAAAUAACCUUCGUACCAUAGAUCAGCACAACUGGAGGUAUCGCAAGGGCAUAGAAUCUUUCGAAAUGGGAAUUGGACCAUUUGCGGAUCAAACUGAACGAGAAUUCAAGCUCAUGUUCGAAAAACAAUCUGCUCCGUCCAAGACUACUCUGGAGAACAACGGAAUAUGCAAAUUAUCCGUGAACAGAACUAAAUAUCCACCCUAUUACGUUGAUUACAGAAGCAUCAUGCAGCCAAUUAAGGAUCAGAAACCACACUUAUGCGGUGCGGGCUGGGCAUUCGCAGCGGUUGCAACAGUCGAAGGAAUGACGAUGAAAAAACUCAAAUGGGACAAAUCGCUGAGCGAGCAGAGUCUGCUAGAUUGCGCGGUCGGCCACGGAUACCAAUCAUACGGUUGCAACGGUGGCAGCCUGUGGGGUGCGAUGUUCUACAUGAAGACUUACGGAGCCGAGACUUCUGAGGACUACCCUUACGAGGCCGCGGAAAAGUGUUGCAGAAGCCGUUCUAAACCGUUGGUGCGGGUGGAAACCAUCUUCAAUUGCCAAGGGACGGAACAGGAACUGAUGCGGACGGUGGCUAGCCACGGUCCUGUUGCCACGAUGAUUGAGGUGACGCCAUACAUCAUGCACUACAAGAAAGGCAUCGUUUUCGACAGGAAUUGCGUUAAUGGCGCAAAUCAUGCUGUCACAAUCGUUGGAUAUGGCAUGGAGAACGGGUUUCAGUACUGGCUGUUGAAAAACUCCUGGGGACGGAUGUGGGGUGAGAGGGGCUACUAUAAGUUAGCCCGAAAUUACGCCAAUAUCUGUCAAAUUGGGAAGACCGCAUUUUGUGUUGAUAUAAACUGUUGAACCAGAGCAACAUCGGACAGGCAGUGGACUAAUAUUUCUUGGACAUCCUCCGAUAUAUGACCAUCGUCGUCCUUCAGAUGAUGCAUACAGUGGCACAAUAUCCAUCAUGACCGGUAGAUUAUUCGUGCAGCUUCUGAACCGCCUUCAAUUUGUCCACAAGAACAAAUUUUUCUCCGUAUUGAUAACCUUCGAUUUCACACACUUUGAUUGCGCGAUCAACGAUUUGACAGUCAAUUUUCAAAACGAAAUCACUGAAACCUUUUGAUGUCUGUAUAUUAUUGAAAAAGCAGCAAUAGAGAAGCACUGAAUGGAUGUAGAUGGAUGAUAAUUUGAUGUUAAAAUGAUAUUCUGAAUGCUCAUGACUGAAUUGUCAAGCGUUGAUUCCACGAUCAAGCUCUGUGAAACCGUGUGUUAGAUUUAGACAAAAAGCAAUGAAUUUCCUUGUUCAUUU